AUGCUGGCAUUGUUAAUCAUGCACUGUCUGAAGACGUUUGUGUUUUUGUUGCACUCUGUGCUCUUAUUAGCCGUUCUUAACAAUGUACAGAGCACCAGGGUGUCACCAUCGCACACCCAACACCAUCCCAUAAUGUACAAAUACAGGCGUUCUUACAGUUCUUUUGAUCAUCUGCAAGCUACGUCUGACAAAGUCGAACGUCGAAUCGACGAUAUCGAAAAAUCCACUGGUGAUUCUAGGAUCUAUCGCGGAUUGGUAUUGAAGAAUGGAUUUACCGCCUUGUUGAUCAGCGAUCCUGACAUCGAAAAAUCGGCUGCGUCUCUUUCCGUCGCAGUUG
Molecule: messenger RNA, 337 nt
Organism: Cinara cedri
Lineage: Eukaryota; Metazoa; Arthropoda; Insecta; Hemiptera; Aphididae
Source: the annotation of a GenBank genome assembly